Messenger RNA from Oryza sativa Japonica Group (Japanese rice), 1046 nucleotides. Lineage: Eukaryota; Viridiplantae; Streptophyta; Magnoliopsida; Poales; Poaceae. The record is from RefSeq and is a predicted model, not a curated record.
UACAUAUAAUUACGUCGUAUUAUUGCAUAAUGGGAGGUAUGUUUAUAAUUAGCAGUGAUAAUUUCUCAUGCAUUUGAUACAGGGUGGAGAUGUCAGAUAGUAGGGACCCUGUGUGGGAGCACGGGGAGAAUAUCCCACCUGGAUGGCGCUGUAAGUAUUGCCAUACAAAGAGGGGCGGUGGUGGGGCAACAAGAUUAAAGCAACACUUGGCUGCAAGAAGGAAGGGGGUUACAUAUUGCAAUUCAGUGCCUCCGGAUGUCCGUGAGUUCUUCUGCCGUGAGUUGGACAGGAUAAAAGAUGCAGGUGACCAGCGUAAGAGUGAUAGCGGAAGAAGGGUUGAAGCAGCAAGGGUCAACUAUUAUGACCUAACAGGUGAUGCCGACGAGGAGGAACAAAUGGAAGCAGCCAUUGUAGCCUCACGACAAGACGAAAACUUUAGGAGGGAUGUUGAGGAGCGUGGUGGCACUUAUGAGCAUGGCGGUGGGAGUGGAUCCGCUCAGCCGGAGGCACGGAAAGGUAGAAGUAACCCAAUUACCAAUAUGCUACGAAGGGCUACGUCUCAUAGGGAGUCACCUGCUGUGAGAGAUUACAACCUAGCAUCUGCCAAGGCCCCUGUGCAGCCACGCAUUGACACAGGAUUCUUCACAAAGAAGGGGAAGCAAGCUAGGCAAGCCAUUGGUGAGUCAUGGGCAAGGUUCUUCUUUACCGCCGGCAUUCCUGGUAGAAACGCCGAUAAUCCAUACUUUGUGAGCGCCGUUCGGGAGACACAAAAGUGGGACUUAUUUCAUACGUCAAUUGUAGGUGAAAGUGUACCUUCUCCAACUGGUAACGAGAUAGAUGGAAAAUAUCUUGAUUCUACAGAGAAGGAUGUGAAGAAGCAAUUUGAUAGGUUCAAGAAGGAUUGGGAUGAGUACGGUGUUACUAUAAUGUGUGAUUCUUGGACAGGUCCGACGAGUAUGUCGGUCAUCAAUUUUCUGAUAUACUGCAAUGGAAUAAUGUUUUUCCACAAGUCCAUUGAUGCGACCGGGGCAAAGCCAGGAUGCUAA